UCUUGCCCCCAGGACGGCGCGGUGCUGGGGUGCUGGCGCAGUGGUGUCGCAACGUGCCGGGAACGAUCACGAUAACACGAGCGGUUGCCCUGGUGCCGGGCUUUGCUGUUGCAGUGCUUUGCUAAAGAGAGUGGGCGUGCGGCUUCCUCUGGGCCGAUCUGAUUUCUCCGGGAGCGUGGUUUAAGGCACACUCAGGAGAAAUCGCCUUCUGUGGAGCAGGGGCACAACCCCUCUGUGGCUGUGCACACCAAGAGCUCUUCUCUUUGCGGGGGUGAGAAAACCCACUGGCUUAUUGAUUUUCUGCGGAAACAUCAGCCAGCAGUGAAGAGCAAAGGGAGCAACUUUUGGGGUCUACGGGGUCCCCGUGGGGCGGCAGGGAGGUGGCAUCCAUGUGAGCCUCCAUCCUCACCCCACUGGAGAAACCAGGCAGGAGCCGGGGAGCCUCACAGACCCAAAGGCCAGCAGAGCAAGCACAGAAGGCAGAAGCGGCCACCUGGCCCCAUGUCAUGGGACACAGGGCAGCACGGGGCCCCUGGGCUCCCCAGGGGCACACUGCAGAAAUCAGCGUCAAUGUACACAGAAAUACAGCAGGAGCACUCUGACAGUGGGAGCAUCCUGACUCACCCGGACUGCAUAGAUGGGAACCCAGACCUGAUCAAACCUAAAAAGCUUCUCAACCCUGUCAAAGCCUCCAAGAGCCAUCAGGAGCUGCACCGAGAGCUGCUGAUGAACCAUAAGAGAGGCUUGAGUGUUGACAGCAAGCCGGAGUUGCAGAGGGUUCUUGAGCACCGACGGCGAAACCAGGUCCUCAGGCAGAAGAAAGAAGAGGAAGAGGCCAAGAAGUUGCAGUCUCCCUUUGAAAAAGAGCUACUGAAGAGGCACCAGCGACUGGAUCAGCUGGAGAAAGAGCGGGAGAAGCAGGAAGACCGUGCACCAGAAUUCAUUAAAGUCAAAGAAAAUCUGAGAAGAACAUCAACGGUGACUGGAGAAGAAAAAGCAGCGUAGCUUCUGCCAAAACCUACCAAGGCUGAUGCUUCUGUACAUGGUGGACACUCACAGCCACAUCUUUGGGGCUACUCAUGUCAUUAACACUUGCUCCAGUAGAAGGCACAAAAAAGGUUUUCCCAUCCCAGGAAGGUCUCAUGAUCAAAAAGGUGCAGUAUUCACUGAAGAGGUCCUCACACGAGGUGAUGCAGAGCGAAGCAAUGUCCCUUUCCUCCCUAGUGGUGGGAGCACACUAACCUCCAGCUAACUCCUGGUUAAUCCUCACGAUGCGGCCAAGGUGUGAGCCAGGGGAGUCAGCAGAGGGAUGGGCAUUGCCAUGGGCUGGGGGACCUGCAUCCCCUGGAGGUGGGCUCACCAAGCAGGGCAGCAGGAGGGCGGCUGCAGCUUUGGAAAUCUCCUGGCAAAUAAGCGUGGUGACUAAAGGGACAAUCUACGUAUCACUGGGAACAGCCCAAGGGUUAGUGGCAUUGCAGCACCACACAAGACAAACAGUGCCAUCACACUGCGAGAAAAAUCAACUCCUGAGUGCCCACACCAGCUCAGCAUUGGAAGGCCAGGUGUCACUUGUUCUUCACGAGCAUCUUUAAGCUGCAUUUCAAACCUGCUUGUAAAUAGCUGUUGAGCUGUUUGCCCUGUUCCACGCUUAGGCAUAAAAUACACAGAACUUCCCAUGAAAGCCCCAGGUGAGAGGCAAAUGCUCCAUGCAGGAAUCUGGGGGCUCAGCAUGGGUGUAAGUGGAAGCACGUAGUGAGCAGUCAGCAGGCUCCUGUGGAUCUGGCAAAGAGAAGCAGAGAUGAACUGCUUUGCACCUCCCUGCUGAGCCUCAGCCCCACACUCUGGACAUGUGCUACUACAGUGGUCAGCAAAACCCGUCCUGUGAUGCCAUGCUGAUGUCAGGAUGCUGGCAGGGGUCACAGCUGACACCAGCACAUAUUGUGGGCUACAGGGCAUGGAGGUACUGCUGCAAAGCUGCUUCUCAGUGCUCCUCAUCCCUUCUUCCAGAGGACAGUGCUGCCUCACGCCAGUUGCCAUGUCACAAAGGUAAACAUCUUCCUGCUGCUGACAGAGCAAAGCUGACAUAGAUGGUGCCUUUGCACCAUGGAUAUCUGGAGCACAUCACAUUUACGGGGCACUCAUGCUCUGAGAUGUUCACAUGUAGAGCUAAAAUCGCUUCUUCAGGUAGAUCCCAGCUUCUCUCAGUCUUGCUACAAAGCCUCAACAGCAAAACUCACUGAUUGCCUUCAAACACUGGCUCUUAAACAGCAAGAAUUAACAGGCAUGGUCAGCUGGGAAGGUGAUACCUAGUUAAACAGUGUCCACCAUCCACAUGUUCAGUGGAUCCAUAUGUGAAUUAAGGGAAAAGGAGCGUUUAUCACAUCUUUAUCAAGGAGCUACUAACCCAUUCCCCAGACCCUCUGGUCCAGCAGGGUGUUUCAUUUCAGAGGAUGCUGCUCAGCUUGGCAGCUCAAGUAAAGCAUCUGAGCCAUAUCACACAUCAUGAGCAGCAGUACAGGUAUGGGGCCUCUGGACAGCACUACAUCUCAAAACUCUUGGCCUGGUCUCAGCCCCUGGGAGCCCUGUCUCACAGCACUGCCCCUUUGGCAGCUCUUAGCUUCUCACCCAUCAUGCUCUAAAGACUCUGUUAUUUCAGAGAUCCAGUGCAUAUGGUCCUUAUGGAUCAAACAAGAUCUGACAGGAUUUGCUUCUUUUCAUAUAGCCUGUAAUUAAAACCAUGAGGAAGAAGCAGCAUUGAGGAUUUAUUCAGGCAGAAAAAAAAAGCCAAAUUCCUGUAAGAGAAAAAUAUUUUGCUAAGGAUACUUGUAAAGAGCUGCACAGAAUGUUUUACAAUACUCCAUCAAUUAUCAGUUUCAGUAACAAAUCAGAACAUACCGAGCUGUGUUUUUGUGAGCAGUUACGACACAGAUCAAGUAACCUUGAUCAAAGAGCUCCAAAAAAUUAAGUAAAUUAGUUUGUAAUUUUGCCACAGAUGGAAAUGCACUCCAGAAGAGACAAUCUGUCACUCCAUAUGCACCGGUGAAAUCAGCGCUAUCAGCACUCCUUGCCUGGGACAGGGGCACUUACAGAAGACCUUGGGUGGGAAACUGAGUGCUCAGUGCAGGUGGAGAACAUUUGGCUGUUAUCUUCUUGAAUAUUUGGUAUUAUCUGAAAAAAAUCAAGGUGUUUUCCUUUCACUUGGUGUCCAUCAAGCAUGAAGAGGGGCUGCAGUGUGGGACUGCCGAGUGGCGUCAGGUGUCCAGAAGGGAAAGGGGUGUCCAAAUAGCACUGUCCUAACAAACACUAUGCUAACAGAGAUAGAGCCCAAAGAAAUCCUUCCAGAUGUGGAGAAACAACAGAGUCCAAAACAGGCAGAGCAGAGAGGGCAAGACCCAACACUGCAGGACCCCAACAACCCCAGCAGAUGCUCCCAGCAAGAGAUUUUGGGAUAUCUUUGUGUGUCCUUUCCUUUUAAAUGAUUUCCUGAAUUUGGGUCCUAAGCCCCUAUGUCCCUAGAACAAGCUCCUAAAUAAACGUGGUUUAUCUGGAAGAUGCAGACGAUCAGAAUAUUGACAGAAGACAAUUUUUUGCACGGUGUUGCAUGUGAUGUAUAGUUUCUAUUGUGUCAGUGUUCAUACAUACAUAUAAACGCAUGUUGUGCAACUACUGUUAACAGUCACUGCUCACACUGCUUAACGAGGACAGUUCUGAAGAAACAAAACACCAGCCCAUGCCCAAAGCCACGUCCCUCAGUGCCACGUCUACAUCUUUCUUUAUCACCUCCAGGGAUGAUGAACCCAUUUGUCCCCAGGCAGCAUGUGCCAAUGCACUGCCACUCUUCUGGAGAACAAAUUGUUCCUACUACCCGACUUGAUCCUCCCCGGGCACCACUUAAGGCCAUCACCUCUCACAUUAUCUGUUACCUUGGCCUUAUUGCUAGUCAGUAACCGAGGCAGCUCAAGGCGGGACACUACAGCAUGCUGAGCUCUGAGCCAACCCCGAACAAAGCACAGCAGGGCUCGCUCUGCCGCCCCACACCCACACACCGUGAGCAGGGCGGGCGCUACUGCGCCGGGAGCCGGGCCGGAGCAACGGGAGCGCCGGGAGAGGCGGAGCGCCGGGAGAGGCGGGCGGCGGCGUGCGGAGCGACGGACCGAAGGGCAGCGGCCUCGGGAUCGCGAGGGGCGGCGUAGGAAGGUGGCCUAUGGGAGCUCCCGGGACUUCAGUUCCUUGGGAGAGUAAAAAGGUGGCGAAGCAGGGAGAAAUCCGCACAGGCUCCCACUGCGCACUGUGUAUCAUUGCUGUUACUAUGGCCCCUGCUAAAAGCCCCCUUGGCACGGGGAGCGCAAGGUCGCAACCGGCGGGGACGGGAAGGGGCGGGCGCUGGGAGUGCCUUACCCAUGGCAUGUGCUUGUGUAAUAUCCCUUGUUCUCUAGCAGGAAAAGUGCUAAAAGUAAAGCUACAAAACGCCUAAGACCCGCACCUGGAGCUCUUAGUGCGCCCUCGCUUUCCCUUCCCCACUGCCGCAACGCGGACGGGCAGAGUCCAAACGCUCCUGAAGGUCGCGUCUCUUUUUUUUUUUUU
This is a messenger RNA of Lagopus muta (rock ptarmigan), 4584 nucleotides long. RefSeq names its product family with sequence similarity 107 member A (gene FAM107A). The coding region runs from base 502 to 1005 and encodes 167 amino acids. Gene Ontology annotation, cellular component: synapse; stress fiber; neuron projection. NCBI's taxonomy places the organism in Eukaryota, Metazoa, Chordata, Aves, Galliformes, Phasianidae. The transcript is spliced from 4 exons. The record is from RefSeq and is a predicted model, not a curated record. Gene Ontology annotation, biological process: actin filament polymerization; regulation of actin cytoskeleton organization; actin filament bundle assembly.